AACUGAGUGCAAGCAGGCACAAAACAAAUCACCACGAGAAAAAGUAAGCAGUCUUAGAGGCACGCGGGCUACCGGACGGGUAGGAGAGUGCGUGGCAGAGACGUGAGCAGCGCUGAAGGGGCAGAGGAGCAGGGCCACAGCUAGGAGCUGGGCUGUCACGUCCACAAAGGAAUAAUCCAGCACCCUCCUGCCGCAGCUCAGUGCCUUAAGAAGGAGACCGGAAAUUAGGACGAUUGGCAACAGCUGCGCCCGUCAGGUAGCUCCGCCCAACUCAACGGAGGUCCACAUCUGCAGAUGCACAAAGAGAGCCGUAAGAGUCCAAAUAACAACAAAACCUGGACGUACCCCCAAACAGAAACACAGGGUAAAAGCACAUGUCACUGUGCAUUAUUAUUAUUAUUACUUUUACCAUUAGUGAGUUUUGAGGUCACUGAACAGUCCAAUACAACAGUUGCAGGGUCUAUUGCAAUAGGGGCAUACAGUAUGAAGUUAGUGACCAUCUUCCUCCUCUGGCAUUUCCUUUCCCCCACCUCGCUCCUCUCCUCCUGUCCAGCAUGACAAAGUUGCCUCCAGAGAGUACGAUCGGAGGCAGAGCUUUCUAGCUGUGUGUUCUGCAUUCCACACCUCCUGAGUGUUAUCUUGAGCAGGUCCUCUCCAUUUUUAACUUACUGCAGUUUGCUGGCCAUGAUGUAGUUGACCAUAUAGCAGUUGUUGUAGAAGUCUGUCACCUGGCAUUCUGAUGGCGUGGCUGGCCCAUCACAGUUGGUACUGAAGAAAAGGUCUUGCAGUUCUAUCCAUCAUUUCACGCCGCUCUGAUGUGGUAGCAGUAGGAUGGUCACUGCUGAGGCAGGGGGGCACAGCUACUUGGUGGCGUGCUGGCAGCCCAUCCUGAUUCUGAUGCUGGGCACCGUCCUUUCUGGCUCGACCACUGGAUGCCCUUCCCGAUGUGACUGCAAUGCCCAGGAACGCUCAGUUGUGUGCCAUCGAAGACGAUUGGCUACUCUUCCUGAAGGCAUCCCCACUGAAACAAGGCUUCUUGAUCUGAGUAAGAACCGCCUAAAACUUCUUGGGCCUGAGGAAUUCAUCAACUACCCACAGUUGGAGGAGCUCCAACUGAAUGAAAACAUCAUUUCAUCCAUUGAGUCUGGAGCUUUUAGCAACCUUGUGAAUCUACGGACCCUUGGGUUGCGCAAUAACCAGCUCAAGCUCAUUCAGCUGGGUGUGUUCACUGGCCUCAAUAACCUUACACAGCUGGAUAUUAGUGAGAACAAAAUUGUCAUUCUGUUGGACUACAUGUUCCAGGAACUCUAUAACUUAAGGGUAUUGGAAGUGGGUGACAAUGACCUCGUUUUCAUCUCACCACGAUCGUUUCAUGGCCUCAGCAAUCUUGAAACCCUCAACAUUGAGGGUUAUAAGCUGUCGUCUGUGCCCACUGAUGCCCUGAGCCAUCUGCACAACCUGCUGUCACUUCGAUUACGCUAUCUGAACAUCACUGCCAUAAGGGACUACUCCUUUAAGAGGCUGUAUAGGCUAAGAGUACUGGAAAUAUCACAUAUGCCUUCCCUGGACACCAUGACCCCAAAAUGCUUGUUUGGAAUCAACCUGACCUCGUUGGCAAUCACAAACUGUAAUCUUACUGUUAUUCCGUAUCAAGCUAUCAGUCACUUAAGAUAUUUACGAUUUCUGAACCUGUCUUUCAAUCCCAUUCAUACUGUUGAAGGAAACCAACUUCACAAUCUACAAAAGCUGCAGUCCUUUCAUUUGGCUGGUGGCAGAUUAAUUGCCAUUGAACCUUACUCAUUCCGAGGACUAAAUCAUCUGCAUGUUCUCAAUGUUUCCAGUAAUGGGUUGAACACCCUGGAGGAGUCUGUCUUCCACUCAGUGGGCAAUCUGGAGACGCUGGCUUUGCAUGACAAUCCUUUGGCAUGUGACUGUCGCUUGCUCUGGGUUUUCCGCCGGAGGUGGAGGUUAAACUUUAAUAGACAGCAACCCAUCUGUGCUUCACCUGAUAUUGUGCAUGGAAAGGAGUUCAAGGACUUCCCAGAUAUCCUCCCUUCUGAUUAUUUCAUUUGCCAGAAAUCAAAAAUUGUGGACAACAAAGCUCAAGAGAGCCAUGUGGAUGAAGGAACUACAGUCAGCUUUGCUUGCCAAGCUGAGGGUGAUCCAGCCCCUGUCAUAAUGUGGCUUUCUCCGAAGAAAGACUACAUUACCACCAAAACUAUGGGGUCAAGACUGUCUGUGUCUGAUGACGGUACAUUGGAGGUUCGUUAUGCCCAAAUUCAAGACAACGGCACUUAUUUGUGCAUUGCAAGCAAUGCAGCAGGCAAUGACACCAAAGUUAGCCAUCUUUUUGUACACAGCUACUCCCCGAAUUGGCCUCAUCAACCAAACAAGACAUUUGCCUUCAUUUCCAACCAGCCGAGUGAUGACGGUGCGAAUGUUACCCGGACCACGAUUCCAUUUCCAUUUGAUGUUAAGACAUUAAUCAUUGCAACCACCAUGGGGUUCAUUUCUUUCCUUGGCGUUGUACUGUUCUGUCUUGUAAUUCUGUUUCUGUGGAGCCGAGGAAAAGACAACACAAAGCCAAGUAUAGAGGUUGAGUAUGUUCCACGCAAAGAAGACACAGAAGAGGCUAGUCCGACCGAGACUUCCAUACAAUUCAAUAUGAAAAUCAUGUGAACCAUAAAAUGUGGCCAAGUCGUGUAGACUUAAAAACUCAAGUUGGGAUGCAAGACUACAAGUUGGGAUGCAGACCAUCUUGCUUCAAAUGUGUACUUGAGAGAUAGCAGUUGCACAGCAGCAAAUGCAUCUUGGCCCAAUAUACCCCAAUUACUGUUUCUUGGUUAAUUUUGAUUUUCUUAACAAAAAGUGUAAAAAAAAAAAAAAAGAAAAUGUUGAAUUUCUAUACUGGCAAUACUCAAGUAUGUUAACAUGCGCACAAUUCUGAUGACUAUAUGUAACCAAAUUAAGGUAAUUGUUGAUGAGAAUGUGUGAGUGUGAAGUGACAGGAGUCGGAUUGCAGGUAGGUUGAUUUUUAGCACACAGACUAAACAAAAACUAGUCAAAACAUUGCUAAGAGUUUGCACACUUGUAAAUUUUCAAAGCACAAUAGCUUAAUAAAACAAUAGUUGAAUGUGACAUCUUAUCUUGCUCUCUCGUCCAAUCUCAAGGAGACAUUUGUUUUUGGAUUAUUAAUUUGGCAGUAUGUAAAUUUAUAUAAUGUAGAUAAUUCAGACAAUAAAUAAAUAAACCAAAAUUUCACAGUAGUACUGUAUGCAUUGGUUGGAAAGCAGUCUUGUCAUAUAAUUCCUGUUUACUACCUCCAAGCUUGUGUAUUUGUUUGUUUUGUCAGAAAGAUUUGAAAAAGAUACUGUAUUCAAAAGAGACCACUUUAACAUAACCGUCUCUCAUAUUGUGUGCUCAUCCAAUAUUGAAAGCUGUGUUAUAUUUAUUCUGGUCUAAUAGUUUAUGUCAAAUGAGAAUUCCCUUAAUCUGGUUACACUAAAAUAAAUAUUGUGCAUGUUAACACACCGAUCAAGAAAAAUAGGAGUACUACAGUGUGAGAUAUUUCCUGCCAUAUUUCCUGUAUCUGUUUUGAUAUGUUCUUCUAAAUGUUUUUUUUUUUUUACAGAUAUUUUAGUCUUUCCUUGUACAUUAUGCUACUGCACAUAAGCAAUGCUUUUCAUGGCUGUGAGAUUUGAGAAUAUUAACCUCAAGAAUGGAUCAUCGUCAGCAAAUAUAUUUUUGACCAAACAAGA
Doryrhamphus excisus (bluestripe pipefish) is the source of this 3758-nucleotide messenger RNA. The record is from RefSeq and is a predicted model, not a curated record. Lineage: Eukaryota; Metazoa; Chordata; Actinopteri; Syngnathiformes; Syngnathidae.